Neurospora crassa OR74A is the source of this 1946-nucleotide messenger RNA. Its product is annotated as secreted protein. The coding region runs from base 772 to 1713 and encodes 313 amino acids. The record is from RefSeq and is a predicted model, not a curated record. NCBI's taxonomy places the organism in Eukaryota, Fungi, Ascomycota, Sordariomycetes, Sordariales, Sordariaceae. The transcript is spliced from 2 exons.
UGCCGCCUGAUAAGUAAUUUGUCUGAUACUGGAAAAAAAAAAGUUACCUCCCACGUUCAAGGCGUCACAUCAGGUACUGGCGAGUGGCCUUCUCGGCACGAACAUGGUGGUUUUGUCCUCCAAUGGCUGACGGCGGCCAGGCCAUGGCAUCGUCGUCACGGCCGCUCAUUGGGCGGGGAACCCUGCCCCUGAAUCUGGUCCAGCAUCACCUGCAGCUUCAUUCUCGGUCGCCCAUUUGACCUUUCGAGUCUGCAGCUCGUGCACCCUACACCCCCCUUGCUCUGCUGUAUUUUCGCCAAUUCUGCCCGUGAUUCGAACGUCAAGUCAACAUGUGGAAAUUCACCUCAUCCAACAUCGGGGAAAACGUGCCAACACCAUCAUGAACAACAGCCGAGAACCUGAGACGAAAUUUCUCUUUUCGCAACACCCCUUUCCAGAGACAAUGUUCACGACUCGAUGACAACAUGACUGAUCUGCUCCCAUGCCAGUAUGAAACCGCUCAUGUUCACUCGAUAUGGUUUCACUCAACCAAGAAUAGCGCCGGGUGGUAUAUCUGGCUUCGACCAAUCUGCUAGUGAGUUGAUGAGGACCAUAUCGAGUGAGAAACGGCGGUACAUACUCUGCGCAAGCCAACGCCCGAUGCUUCAUCGUAUUCUUGUGGUUGCAGUCGGAUGGGUAUCCUUGAUCCCGAAUAGGAAGGUUGUCGAACCCUUGAUCUGAAAGCUGUCCGGUUAUCGCACCGCAAGUGCCGUCGAUGGAUAUCCAUAUAAGAUGGAUCGAGUGUCUCGUUCGAUCGGACUUCAAGUGAAGAGCAUUCGGCCGGGCAUCCCUCGUUUACCGCCUCAGAAGCCGCCAGACCAAGUCGUCAACAUGGCAUUCCGUACCCUCUUCUUUGCGGCCUACGCUUCGGCACUCACCGUGCCCAGGAACACCACCUUUACUCCCCCUUCCCCCUCCUCGUCCACACUGGAUGAUGUUCACCUCUGGGGAGUAGCCAUCAACCCACCCACCGCCCUACCCCAAGCCGCCACCGCCAACGACCUCCGGUGGCAGCCCUCUCUCGACUUUGACACCGACGGCUGCUACAACGUCCCAGCCAUUGGCGCCGACGGCACCAUCGCCCAAGGCCUCCCUCACAACUUUGUCUCUCCCUCCUCCGACUGCCGCGACCCGUCCGACCUGGACAACAACAACGUGUACUCCCGACAGCGCUGCAAUGCCAACGGCUGGUGCAUUUAUCUCUAUGACUACUACUUCGAGAAGGACGUAGCCAUCCCCUACCUGCUGGAUGUGGGCCAUACACACGACUGGGAGCACAUCGCCGUCUGGGUGGACGCAAACAACAAAGCCCAGUACGUCGCCGCCUCUAAGCACGGCGGUUACCAGAUCAAGGCCGCCGCUGAUGUCAGGUGGGAUGGGGAGCAUCCCAAAAUAGUCUACCACAAGGAUGGGGCGAACACGCACUGCUUCCGGUUCGCGGACGCGGCGGAUGAUGCCAUUGAGAAUGCUAAAGGCGUCUGGUUCAGGGGCCCAUUGGUUUCAUAUAAUGGGUUUCCGGCGGGGAUUAGGGACCUACUGUAUGCGCACGAUUUCGGCAAGGCGAAUAUUGCGCUGAAAGACUCGGCGUUUCCGGGGAAUAUCAUGAGUGCGAAGCCGACUGCUAUCACUUUCGAUGCAUCUGUAGAUGCCUUGGGGUCGCCAGGGUACCCUUAGGGGAUCGGCUGGGAAUUGUGAAUCAUUGGAUGAUGGUUUUGGUCUCCUUUGCGUGGCAUAUAUUACCAUGGUAUUGGGUGGAAGUCAACAUUGGAUACUUCUGGUCGAUCCAGAACGUGUGUCACCUGACAAGGAAUGAGUCUUUGAGUCUACAUUUUUGUACAUAGUGCUUUGGUACUUGUUUCCAUUUCAUACCUUACCUAGGUUCCCUUACUCCUGACAACAGGUGACGG